This is a messenger RNA of Trichoderma harzianum CBS 226.95, 4572 nucleotides long. RefSeq lists its product as hypothetical. Gene Ontology annotation, biological process: proteolysis. NCBI's taxonomy places the organism in Eukaryota, Fungi, Ascomycota, Sordariomycetes, Hypocreales, Hypocreaceae. Gene Ontology annotation, molecular function: tripeptidyl-peptidase activity; serine-type endopeptidase activity; NAD+ binding. Bases 1 to 4572 code for a protein of 1523 amino acids. The transcript has 4 exons. The record is from RefSeq and is a predicted model, not a curated record.
AUGAAGUCGGCAUUGCUCUGGGCGGUGCAGCUCUCGCUGCUGGCAGGCCUCGGUGCCUCUCGCAGAAACGUCGAGCAGGUCUUGAGCAUCCCUACAGGAUGGACAAAGUUCCAGGAUGUCGUCAACCCUGCGCGUCACAUGCGGCUGUCGAUUGCCCUGCGGCAACCCAACAUUGAUCAAUUGGAGGCCAAGAUGACAGAAAACGACAAUCGGCUGUCGUUGGAGGAAAUCCAGCAGCUGCAGGCCCCUGAUCAAAAGGAUGUUGACGCCGUGCUACAGUGGCUGUCUCAGAAUAACCUCAAGGGCGUUGUCGACAACAACUUCAUCCACGUCACGACGACCGUGGCCCAAGCCGAGCCCUUGCUGGGGAUGAAGGUGAGCCGCUUCGCGUACAAGGAUAAGAAGCCGGUGCUGCGAACCACAAAGUACACGGUGCCCGACUCUGUCGCCGGCUCCAUCAGCUUCAUCCACCCCCUGGCCAACUUCAUGACUGCUCGCCACGGGCCAGAGCCGCUGUCUGCACCGCCAAAGCCUGCGUCCAAAGCCGCUGCCGCCGACGAGGAUAACAUCAUAUAUUGCCCUGGCAGCGUCACGCCCUCGUGCCUUUCCCAGCUCUACAACAUUUCAUCAUAUAAGCCUGCCGACAACAACUCGCCCGUCAUCUUUGGCGUGGCUGGGUUCCUCGAGGAAAACGCCAACCUCCAGGAUCUACAGCAGUUCCUCAACUCGACCGCGCCCAACGUCGCCCAGACAGGAAAAUCCAUCACCGUUGAGCUGGUCAAUGGCGGCGUCAACUCGCAAGACCUGGCCGAGUCUGGCCAUGAAGCGGCGCUGGACGUGGACUACGCCGUGUCUGUGGGCUUCCCUACAAACGUCACAUACUACGCUACAGGUGGACGAGGCGUCAAGCUGGACGACAACGGACAGCCCAUCUCGGGCGAAGACGACGACAACGAGCCCUAUCUGGAGUUCUUCAGAUACCUGCUGGCCAAGCCUGACCACCAGGUGCCCCACGUCCUGUCGUUGUCAUACUCUGACGACGAGUUGUCCGUGCCUCGAGAAUACGCCAAGCACGUCUGCAGCCUGUUUGGCCUUCUCACGGCCCGUGGAACGUCCAUCAUCUUCUCAUCUGGCGAUGGCGGCGCUCGAGGCGGCCGCGACUCAUCUUGCCUCACCAACGAUGGCACCAAGCGCCCCGUCGCAAUGGCAACUUUCCCUCCUACCUGUCCGUGGGUGACUUCUGUCGGUGCCGUCACCAAUGGUGCAGAGCCGCCAUCCGGAGCGAGCUUCAGCACCGGUGGCUUCUCCCAGUACUUUGCCCGGCCGCAUUGGCAGGACAGCUCUGUCAAGAACUACGUCCAGGCGCUCAACGGCCGACUGGACGGCCUGUACGACCCAUCCAUGCGCGCCAUCCCUGACAUCUCCGCGGUUGGCACUUCCUUCAUGAUCAUUGCGGGCGGAAUCCCGCGCUUCUUGCAGGGCACCAGCGCGAGCGCUCCAGUGUUCGCCUCGAUGGUUGCGCUCAUCAACGAUGCCCGUUUGCGCGCUGGCAAGAGAUCGCUGGGAUGGCUGAACCAGCAUCUGUACUCUAACAAGGUCAAGGGCGUUUUGCAGGACAUUACGGUGGGAAAGAGCCUUUCGUGCGUGUUUAACGAUACGGAGGUGCCAGGAGGAUGGCCGGCGGCGCCAGGAUGGGAUGCCAUUACUGGGCUGGGCGUACCCAAGGAGUUUGACAAGUUCUUGAAGAUGCCUACGCAGCACGUAGAACCCGAGACUCAUGGCCUGCUGCAGGAGGUUGCCAACUCGCUGCUCAAGGCGCGAAAGGUGGUGGUUGUCACCGGCGCCGGCAUCAGCACCAACUCAGGCAUUCCGGAUUUUCGCUCCGAGAAUGGGCUCUACUCACUCAUCCAGGCUCAAUUCGACGCUGCCAGCCAGCCUACGCGAUCGACCGACCGAUUCAAGACCGACGGCGACGGCAACGGCAACGGAGACGGCGGAGAGGAGCCUCGCCCGACGAAACGUAGGAAGGUGUCGCGGGAGCCCUCUCCGGACCUGGACGAGGUUGAUCGGCAGCUAAAUGAGGACAUCAAGGCGCGCGCCGAGGCUGAGAUGCCGGCAGCGUCGAGUCAAGCCGCCGACACGCAGCAAGCCGUGGCCGCAUCAGAUCCAAACGCGUCGGAGAAUGGAUGCUUGAGCACUCCGCGUCCCAAGCCCGCGCUUCCUUCCACGCCCAAGCCGACAACGACAUCACCUCUGUCCUCUCCGCCAAGGGAAGAGUUUAUGCUUCCCCUCCCAUUAGCAUCAUCCUCAUUGCGAGCCGAAGAUCGCGAACGCAUUGCGGGCGUCUCUCAGAACAUAGUUUCGUCUCCUCUAUCUUCACCGCCACCGGUGCUUUUUGAUCCAUUCCACCCGUCCUCUCCUUCAGAUGAAAACAUGAGCCGCCGCAGCAGCACCACGCCGUCGGAAGUCGACGAGAUGCGGGACUUACCAAACGCCAUGCCGGCCUCACAGGCAUCAAAUCCCGGAAAGACGACCCUUCCCAACAUGAAGGGCAAGGACCUCUUUGACGCCUCGAUAUGGUCGGAUCCUACGAGAACUUCCGUCUUUUACCAGUUCGCAACGUCUCUACGACAAAAGGUCCGCGAGGCCGAACCUACCAGCUCACACAAGUUCAUCGGCCACCUCAGGGAUCGGGGCAAGCUGGUGCGGUGCUAUACGCAAAACAUUGACCAGAUUGAAGAAAAGGUUGGCCUGUCGACGUCUCUGCUGGCCGGGCCGGGCAGUCGAGGUCGCUUCUCGCGCAAGUCAACAGCAAACGCGGCACAGCUAAACAAGAUGGUGGAAGAAGUAUCAUCCAGCGGUGAAGGCGGAAACGCUGGCGAUGUUGGCGCGUCUAGCCAAUCACCACCAAACGGGUCGAGUGAGCAAACGCCUGCAGACCAGCGGCAGACAUCAUCCCAGCCCAAUGGUAAGACGGAAGAGGACGAAACUACUACUAGCAGUACUACUACACCGCCAGAUCAACAGCCCAAGCCGGCCCCGAGAAAGGAGGUGCCGCCGCUGCGGUCGGGUGUGGAGUGCGUCUUCUUGCAUGGCUCUCUGCAGCUUCUACGAUGCUUCCUCUGCGGGCAGGUUUGCUCUUGGGACGAUGACGACCGCGAGGUGGAGACGCUCUCUGGCCAACAGCCUGAAUGUCCUCACUGCGUUGGCGCGACGGAAGCGCGCCAGGAAAGGGGCAAGCGAGCCCUGGGCGUGGGCAAGCUGCGUCCCGACAUUGUGCUGUACGGCGAGGAGCACCCAAACGCCCACCUUAUCAGCCCCAUCGUGACGCACGAUCUCGCCUUAUAUCCGGACAUGCUGUUGAUCCUGGGGACCAGCCUCCGGGUCCACGGCCUCAAGGUUAUGGUCAGGGAGUUUGCAAAGACGGUGCACAGCAGGGGCGGCAAGGUUGUCUUUGUCAACUUCACCAAGCCACCAGAGAGCUCCUGGGGGGACAUUAUCGACUACUGGAUCCAGUGGGACUGCGACGCUUGGGUGGCCGAUCUCCAGGUGCGCAUACCAAAGCUCUGGCAAGAGCCGGAGCCGCCAAAGCCCAAGAAGAAGCGCGACUCGGGAGGAGGGGCUGCUGAAGAGGGCCGGGAAGAGAAGAAGAAGCCUCCCGCGCAGAAUCCUGUUGCGUUGCGAGACACCAAGGUGAAUGGCGCCUACUGCACAUUGAAAAUCCUCAAAGAGCUACGAAGGAUCACGGCCACUUCGCCUCCCCCGCCGUCGUCCCCUCCCCUCCCUAUCAUCCUUUCUCUUCCGCCUUCUCUAUCAACUCCUCCGCCUCCGUUGGAACGCGUCUCGGCUGCCGUCGCCACGGAGGCCAUCCCCAACCCCGACCCCCCGACUCCCGCUGAAGUGGCCCCCCGUGCCGCCGCUGUCAUGGAUCCUCCUACGCGGAUCAGCACGCCACGAAGCAAGGCUAAGCGACCACGCAAGUCAGCCCCGGGAGCCCUGGAAAGGCCCAAGAGAACGCCGUCGACACUGAAUCCUAAUCACGGUCGCUCCAAGAAACCUAUGGAGGAGGUCAAGGAGCAAGAGGUGCCCGAGACGCCUAGCCAGCCGCCAGUCAGCACGGUGGAAGAGUUCAGCUCCAUCCUCCACUCUGUCAAGUCCAAUCCUCGCAUUCGCAAGAGAAAGAUGAUUGACGGAGAGGAGUUUGUAUUCCCCACGAUUGGAAAGAAGCGUGGCGCGGUGGAUAGCCUGUACAAGGGUGCUGAGGACGACAAGAAGCAACUGCCCCCUCUACGUCCGGAUCCACUGGUGACGCUGCUUGAGAAAGCGCCCCAAUGGAAGGCGAUGGAGGUGAAUCACGGCGAGCUUCGACGCAACAAGCGCCGCAUUUCCAAGAGAUUUCUUCCGGUCCAGGUGCAGAUGGAGACCAAGGCCCAGGCCGAAGCUAAUGCCGCGCUUGCGCUGGCCGGCCUCAGGACGAAUAGUCACAUGGUGCCACAGGUUGCUCAUGCAGUGCCCGGCAAUGGCUAUACAGAGCUGGCCAACUGGGCGGCCACUUGGAGCUGCAAGAAAUAG